Dentiscutata erythropus is the source of this 1154-nucleotide messenger RNA. Lineage: Eukaryota; Fungi; Glomeromycota; Glomeromycetes; Diversisporales; Gigasporaceae. The record is from the annotation of a GenBank genome assembly.
UGCAAGAAAAUAAAGUUUACAAACUUGCAAGGAAGUGUGGUGAAGUUCCUGAAAAUCUUCCUACUAUUCUUCAAAAUUCUGAAAUUGCUGCUCUUGUUUUAAAAUAUCUAAAAAGAGACGACGAAAUGCCAGCACUUUUAAUUGAUUGGAAUGACUCUGGAUUUAAUGAUACUGCCACUCCAAAUUUACGUAAUGGCGUUGCAGGGCAAACCAAAGCAGCUAUAGUUGCAGAUUUGGUUGCAGGUGAUUCUUUAGCAUUUGCUCAAUUCUAUUAUUCUUUUUCAAAAAGGGCUAAAAAUCAAGCUGGCGUUCCCAAUGUCUAUAAUGUGGUUAUAAGAAUCAAUAAAGUAUCACCAAUAAUAGCUUUAGUUUUAACUUAUUCGACUAUUCAAGUUCGUUUAACCAAUAGAGAGGAUUUAAAUUUGACUAUUGUGUGGGCUACAGGUGUUUAUCCUUUUGAAAGUGAAGAUCAUGAAUUGGAUUUGGUGUUGUUUGUUCCAAUAAAAGAUGAUGAGAAAGAUUCUAAUACUCAGGCAAUAUUUGUAAAGGAUGAGUAUUAUUGUAUUGCUGGAAAAGUUGUGCCCAAGAUUUUUAACAAUAAUUUUAAAUUGAAGAUAACUGUUUUAACUUCUACUCAUAUUACUAUUAGGAGAGAUCUUGGUUCUAACAGGUGUCCUUUAAAAGUUUUAUUGGUGGGUGUUGCUCAAGAUAUAAUGAGAGAGUUUAACAAAGAAGAUGCGAUUGUUAAUGUUUUGGUUGAUGUUCCUUUUGCAUCUAAAAGAAAAGUUUCAGAUUCUUUUAGAUUGCCUAUUGUUGAUUUAACUACUAUUGAUAGUAAUUCUUUAAAGCAUAAGAGAGUGGUAGAUGGUUGUACUGAGUAUGUUGUUUCUUCUAUCAGUGGUUGUUGUUCAUAUAAGCAUGUUAGGGUUGACGACGAAGCUGAUGAUUAUGUUGAGUAUGUUGAUUCAGAUUGUAGUGAUAAUAAAUGUAUUAGCAAAAGUAUUAAUAAGUGUGCAGAAAGGAGCAGUGAAUGUAGUGGAAAUGUUAUUUUUGAAGAUAAAGACAAAUUUAGUUAUGAUAAUAAGAUGAAUAAGGGUAAAGAAAAGAAGGUUCAGCCUACAGUGCAUAAUACAAGACAUAGAACUAAGUUUUAG